Molecule: messenger RNA, 1000 nt
Organism: Stomoxys calcitrans (stable fly)
Lineage: Eukaryota; Metazoa; Arthropoda; Insecta; Diptera; Muscidae
Product: microfibril-associated glycoprotein 4-like
Exons: 3
Coding region: 99-920 (273 amino acids)
Source: RefSeq, a predicted model, not a curated record
GCUCAUGGGCGUUCUUGUACCGAUAAGAUUAGAAUUUGGGGUUGAAUUAUUCGAUUUAAAUCUUCAACCUCAGUUUGAGAAGAGACUUGGUUGGGAAAAUGCUAAGACUAUGUUUCGAAAUAGAAAUCAAAGUUUUGAUACUAUUUGUCUUAAUAUUCCACAAUACUUCAGCCGAUGAAAAUUUGUAUGAGACUUGUCUCUCUGAAGAGGAGGAUCAAACCAUUGUCAGGUGGUACAGUGACAUAAAUCAAUGCCUUGAGGGUUAUAAAGAUACUGAGCAUAACAUGUUGAAACUCCAGACUGAAAAUGAGGUUUUGCAGCAAAGGAUCAAGCAUUUGGAACAACAUUUGUUGGCACUUUCCGAAAGACUUGCAAAUUUUGAAGUACCUUCCAGUGUUGUUGUACAGAGACGUGUGGAUGGUUCGGAAAAUUUCGACAGAAAUUGGGAAGAUUAUAAAAUGGGAUUUGGCAGUAGUUAUGGUGAAUUCUUCAUAGGUUUGGAUAAAUUGCACACUCUAACCAACACAAAACGCUAUGAGCUGUUAAUUGUUAUGGAGGACUGGCAAUAUGAGCGACGUUAUGCCAAGUAUGAUAACUUUGUCGUUGGCAACGAAACUGAGAAAUACAUGAUAAAAAGUUUGGGCAAAUACAGUGGCACUGCUGGUGAUUCUCUCUUUUAUCAUAAGGGCAAAAAAUUCUCCACCAAGGAUCAGGACAAUGACUCUUUUGUGGAAGGCAGCUGUGCUCAUGACCAUGCAGGUGCCUGGUGGUUUGGCAAUUGUUUAUACAGCCAUCUUAAUGGACCUUAUCUGAAGUCGAAGAAAAUAGCUUAUCAUCGCGGUAUUAGCUGGACCACUUUCAAAGGAGAUUAUUAUUCGUUGAAAUUUGUUGAAAUGACUCUACGUCCUCACAUAUCAUAGGGAUGUUUUGGGAAAUGUUUGCGCUAGUUUAUUGUACAUAUUUGUUGUAAAAAUAUAGAAAUAUAAAAUGUGGAAAAAUU